AAUGUAACUCCUACUAAGACAGGUCCGACAGGUCAUGUGCAGGACGACAGUAAUCAGCCGUCAUGUUGUGUCAGAUCCUCCUGAGCUCAUCCCAUCCACUUUCGCUCUCUCUGUGUCUCGCGCUGUGACUCGCGCACGGUGGCUCCUCAUUGGCUGUCGGCGGACACCCGGAGAGCAGGUCGCUUUCCUCGGUGCUGAAAUCGCUGCUCGUCGUGAUAAUGUAAACGGCGAUGAGGCCACACGCUUCAGUCUGUAAACACCAAAAUGGACGAUGAUCUGUUCCAACUGAGACAGCUGCCUGUUGUCCGCUUCCGUCGCACAGGUGAAAGUGCACGCUCCGAGGACGACGGCGAGAAUAGAGAGCAGGUUGUCAAGAUCGCAGAGCAGACUGACCUGGAGUCUGUGGCGCUUGCAGAUGGAGCUCCGGUUCCCCGGGAGUUUGCGAACCCAACUGAUGACACAUUCAUGGUGGAAGAUGCCGUAGAGGCCAUAGGCUUUGGGACAUUUCAGUGGAAACUCUCCAUCCUCACUGGUCUGUCCUGGAUGGCUGAUGCCAUGGAGAUGAUGAUCCUCAGUAUCUUAGCCCCACAACUCCACUGUGAAUGGAGACUGCCCAGCCUGGAAGUGGCACUGCUCACAUCGGCCGUGUUUAUUGGGAUGAUGAUCAGCUCUUCUCUUUGGGGAAACAUAUCCGACAAGUACGGCAGGAAGACAGGUCUCAAGAUGAGUGUGCUGUGGACUAUGUUCUAUGGCCUGAUGAGUGCAUUUGCGCCGAUUUAUGGGUGGAUCCUCUUCCUCCGUGCACUGGUGGGCUUUGGCAUCGGAGGAGCCCCACAGUCGGUGACGCUGUAUGCUGAGUUUCUGCCUAUGAGGUCCAGAGCCACAUGCAUCUUGUUGAUAGAGAUAUUCUGGGCACUGGGCACUGUGUUUGAGGUCCUCUUGGCAAUCCUGGUGAUGCCCACUCUGGGUUGGCGUUGGCUUCUCGGCCUUUCUACCAUUCCUCUCUUCAUCUUUGCCAUCUUAUGUUUUUGGCUACCAGAGAGUGCUCGAUACGAUGUUCUAACAGGGAAUCAGGAAAAAGCUCUGGCAACGCUGAAGCGCAUCGCUACAGAGAAUGGAGCCCCGAUGCCACUGGGAAAACUUAUCGCUGCCAGACAGGAGGAUCGUGGAAAGAUUCAGGACUUGUUUUCGUCACACUUUCGUUGGACCACAGUCCUGCUGUGGUUUAUUUGGUUUGCAAACGCCUUCUCUUACUACGGCCUGGUGCUGCUCACUACAGAGCUGUUUCAGGAGGGGGGUGCAUGUGGAAUGUCCAAAGGUAAUAAGAGGGAGCUCCGAUGCAGUUUGGAGUGUAAAUAUCUGAACUCUGAUGACUACAAAGACCUGUUGUGGACCACCUUAUCUGAAUUCCCAGGACUUCUGGUGACACUGUGGGCUAUUGAUCGAUUGGGAAGGAGGAAGACCAUGGCAUUGUGUUUCUUCAUCUUCUCUAUGUGCAUCAUUCCUCUCUAUGGUUGUGUUGGCAGAGCAUCCAUGACAGUGCUGAUAUUCAUCGCCAGAGCUUUCAUUGCAGGAGGAUUUCAGGCCGCUUACGUGUACACUCCAGAGGUGUACCCAACAGCAACCAGGGCUUUAGGUCUGGGAACAAGCAGCGGAAUGGCCAGAGUUGGUGCCCUCAUCACACCUUUUGUCGCGCAGGUCAUGUUGGAGUCAUCUGUGUACCUGGCCCUCUCCGUGUACUGCUGCUGCUGCCUCCUGGCUGCCAUCGCCUCCUGUGCACUGCCAAUUGAGACAACAGGCCGGGGCCUGCAGGAGUCCAGCCACCACGAGUGGGGCCAGGAGAUGAUGGGCCGGGCCUCUUCCCACGGCUCAGGGAGAAUCCCCCAGUCCAGCUCCGGCUCCCAGGGCUGAGCAUACAACAGAGAGAGAAGUGCCAACGGUGAGAGAAAAGAGGGUGGCAAAAAAAAAAAAAAAAAAAGUGAGACCAGCUUUCUGUGUCCAUCUCCAGUCACAUCCUAAGGCACCACAGCGGCUUCAGGGAGCCAGGCAGCACAGUAUUAUAUAUUAUUAUUAAAUAGUUUUCGACCACCACUGCUGUCACAAUGUUGCCACUGAAUAACUGCACACGAGGUGACUGCUAAAAACCAAAUGACCUGAGUGCAAGAUCGAGAAUAUAAAUGAUGGACUGUGUGAAGCAUUUUUGAACAAGAGAGAAUUCAAAUACUUCGAGUAUUCGAAUCCUGCUUUUCUAAAGUAAGAGAAGAAAAGGAGAGUAGAGACCGUAACAAUGUUAAAUGACCUUCUUCUUGUCAAAGAGCCUUAAAACCACCUAUGAAAAAGCUGCAUCUAUUAGCAUAAUGGACACUGACGAGUAGAUAAGAAAGAAUUAUUUUGUGCGCACAAAUUGCCUGUUAAAAUACACUAACUGCAAACUCAGCUUUAAAAAAAGUACAUUGCAGGAACUAAGUACACUUCAUCAGUUCAACAGACCAUGAGACUGAAUAAGGUCUGUGGUUACUGCAUUUAGGAUUCACUUUUCCCACAGCAGUGAAAGGACAUACUGCACAGUAAGACACUGACUCUCAUAUAUUGUAAGCA
This is a messenger RNA of Scatophagus argus, 2598 nucleotides long. It is a transcript of the gene svopa, whose product is annotated as SV2 related protein a. The transcript has 16 exons. The coding region runs from base 265 to 1911 and encodes 548 amino acids. The record is from RefSeq and is a predicted model, not a curated record. Gene Ontology annotation, molecular function: transmembrane transporter activity. Gene Ontology annotation, biological process: transmembrane transport. Gene Ontology annotation, cellular component: membrane. Lineage: Eukaryota; Metazoa; Chordata; Actinopteri; Scatophagidae.